CUCUCUUUUCACUUUUCACUUGUCCUGGUCCACUCAUCUCUCUUCUCCAGCUUUUCUCAUCUCUUACCAUCAUUGCACUCCACUCUAUUGCACUCCACUCUAUUGCACUCUCUCGCACUCCAACCGACAUGCAAACCUGGCGCCAAAUAUACUGGAACAGAACCAGGAAGCAUUUCGUUGAUGGGUUAACUGACAUCCUCAAAAUGACCGGCGCAGACCCCCCUUCUAGAGCCCCCCACACCCUGUUCACGUUCAACUCGCACGAGGAUCUGCGGAUGUACGCUACGGGGUGUGAUGCAGACAUCGGGGGGAACUCGACUGUGAAUUUGGAUUUGGACGAGGCUAGUACUCCACAUCCACAUACGCAUACGCAUCCACAUACACAUCCACAUCCACAUACACAUACGCAUACACAUACGCAUGCACAUACGCAUACGCAUAAUGCGCGGACCACGCACGCGACUGCGAAGUUCUGGGGAGACAUGCGGUUGGAUGUGCGGCCGCAGUAUCAAGGAAGGGUGCGAGGUGGGUAUGCUGCGUUUCGGAAUAAGCCCCGCCCAACCCUCUUCGGCGACAUCCUCGACAACAUCGAGUUCCACGAAUACCUCGCUCUCCGUCUCCGUGUCUCCGGCGACCCAAUCACACACAACUCCUACUUCGUCAAUCUCCAAACAAACGGCCCGAUAACAACAGACGUAUGGCAACAUCGGUUGUUUUUCAGGAGGAAGGAUGAGUGGGAGGAUGUUUUCAUCCCCUUCCGCAACUUCGUCCGCACCAACAACGGCGAGCUCUCCGAGAUCCAACUCGAAAUGAGCCCCCACCUCCGCAGCGUCGGCAUCUCCCUCCUCGGCGGCAACAGCGCCGUCUCCGGCAAAUACCAGCUCAACAUCGACAGUAUCCGGAUCGUCAAUGAGGAGGAUGCGGUUUCUGACCUUGAUUCUUCGGGUACUGAUGAGAAAGAGGAGAAAGGUCAGACUUGGGAAGAUAUUAAGAUCUAAGUAGUGUAGUAGUUUCUCUGUGAUAUUACAACCAAUUGUAAUUGUGUGUUUGUUUGGAACCCGGAACAGGAACAGUACCCGUUGCCAUCCAUCAUGUAUUUUUACAUCUUGCAGUACAUCAGCUGCAGCAACCAUUGGAAGCAGUACAUAUAGCAACCCUUGGAAGCAGUACAUAUAGC
Molecule: messenger RNA, 1177 nt
Organism: Lentinula edodes (shiitake mushroom)
Lineage: Eukaryota; Fungi; Basidiomycota; Agaricomycetes; Agaricales; Omphalotaceae
Product: complex I intermediate-associated protein 30-domain-containing protein
Exons: 5
Coding region: 129-998 (289 amino acids)
Biological process (GO): mitochondrial respiratory chain complex I assembly; mitochondrial electron transport, NADH to ubiquinone
Cellular component (GO): mitochondrion
Source: RefSeq, a predicted model, not a curated record